Fusarium graminearum PH-1 is the source of this 366-nucleotide messenger RNA. RefSeq lists its product as uncharacterized. The transcript is spliced from 3 exons. The record is from RefSeq and is a predicted model, not a curated record. Bases 1 to 366 code for a protein of 121 amino acids. NCBI's taxonomy places the organism in Eukaryota, Fungi, Ascomycota, Sordariomycetes, Hypocreales, Nectriaceae.
AUGGCGGAGUGCCGAAGGAAUCGUGGUCAUGCCAGUGUGGUGUCAGCUCUGGCAACACCAUCACUUUGCCCUGUGGUCGUUACAAUCAGCCACACUGCAUUAAGAUUUGAGUAUACGAAAGCACAUGUUAAUGAAGCUACUUUGGACAUUUUGUCGCACGUGACUGAUCAACUGUUGCAAGAUAAUGAAGUUGGCAUGGACGCGGAGGAGAAGGACACCAUCUACCAUCCAAACUCCAAACCCGAUUAUCUAAGACUCCGUUAUUAUUUAGAUAUUUAUAAAAUAUUUCUUACUCCUAUAACUAUAUACUCUAGUUUAGGGAGGAUAUCUAAUUAUUCUUCCUCAUUCUACGCUGGCUUAGCGUAA